Molecule: messenger RNA, 1611 nt
Organism: Macrosiphum euphorbiae (potato aphid)
Lineage: Eukaryota; Metazoa; Arthropoda; Insecta; Hemiptera; Aphididae
Source: the annotation of a GenBank genome assembly
AUGUUUUACGAGAUGCGUGACAAGCAAUAUGAUUCCGGGUCGUCGUGCCUGGGCCGGUGCUGGGUGUUGGUGGCCAUGUGCGGGUUACUCAUUACCGUAUCGUUCAUCGGGAUGACUCUGUGGCUCGGCAUGAACAGCAGGCCGGAUGUGCCGGCGGCCGUGUACCAGCCACCUGUGCACGCGGUCCCGAACGUUCACAGACAACACCACUACGAGGUGACAACGGUCAAAUCGGCGUUCCCGACGGCCGACUACGACGCGAUGCCCACCACGAGCAUAAAGAACAAAAAAGGCAGGAUCGAAAUAGUCGAACACGAGAAAAUUGAGAAAAUGGCCAAAAUCGAACCGACUACUCCGACUUCAAGGGUCGAGCCGAAGCUCGACGACGGCGUGAGCCCGGUAGAAGACACCAUAGAGCCGUCGAGGGUGAACGGGGUGAGAAAAAAGAGCGAGGUAGUGUAUCCGAAUUGGUCCGAAAUGGAAGGAAAAAUCGAGGACGAGGUGGAGCCGCCGCAAGAAUUCCAACCUUAUUACGUGAGCGAGCAACCGGACACACAAAAGUUCAACCCUAUACCCGCGUUCUCCUACCUCAAAGAACACCCAAUCCGACUGUCAGGAAAAGACAUUCGACCACCGGGCACCUCUGAAAGCGAGGAGUACCCUUAUUUCUAUCCGCAGUUCGAGGACGUAACGCCCGCAGACGAGAAAGCCGUAAAUCCAGUGUUCACAUUUUUGCGGAAAAGGUUACAGGACGUUCGCGAUUGGUUAGCCCAGUCAGGCACCCGAAAGAAUCAGAGUCAAUGGAUUCAAAUGGUUGACGCUGUUAAUCAAUCGCUGUACACGAAAAAUGCUACGAUCGUAUUGUCUAAGCUCCGUGAAAUGUACGCCAACACCAGUGAUGUAGCUGCCGACACGCCUGUAGCUAGCUUAAUUUAUCCAGCUGCCGCCAACGAUUCCGCCGCCAGCCUAGUUUCGUUCGGACUGUUGGCCAUCGAUCUUUUUCUGUUGCACAACGUUCAGCAAAUUGCACUUAACGAAGACGCGGAAGCCGGGCAGCAAAUGCUCAACGACCCGGACGUGGUGGCAUUGAAUGCGCUGUUUUUGCCUCCCGACCGUGUUAAGCAACUGCGGUCAGCCAAUUCGAGAGUGCUACAGGACGACCGUCGUGAUAGGAACCCCAAAGGAUUCGUAUCUGAAUUGAUGGAGUUUGUCAACGGUGGUUUAAGAGCUAUACUCAAUCUGAGUAGGGCGUAUAGGAGCAGCUCUCGGGCGGCCAAGGCUGAAGGAAAAAGCGUGGGUGAUAACCCCACUGCUAGUGGAUCAUCGUUGGAUUGCAUUUGGACGUUAUACUGUCGAAAUUUAGACAAGACUGCUAAACUGGACGGACCCUAUGGAUUUUUAGCGAAGAUGAACAGCUUGGGUUUACGUUUAAUGAUGGGAGAAUUUCCCGUCGAGAGAGCACUGGAGCAUCUGAUCAAGGAAUCGGCACAUGGAUGGAGGAGAUUGAAUUGUGAUCGGCUUUUCCCCAGGUGUAACGGGGAAGAAGCUAAGGAGGUGGUCAUCGAGACGGCGCUUGGCCAAAACUUGUCCGGUGAUUCCGAAUCAUCGUAG